Messenger RNA from Penicillium antarcticum, 711 nucleotides. Its product is annotated as germin family protein. Gene Ontology annotation, cellular component: cell wall. The transcript is spliced from 3 exons. Lineage: Eukaryota; Fungi; Ascomycota; Eurotiomycetes; Eurotiales; Aspergillaceae. Gene Ontology annotation, molecular function: manganese ion binding. The record is from RefSeq and is a predicted model, not a curated record. The coding region runs from base 1 to 711 and encodes 236 amino acids.
AUGUUCUCAGGAUCUGCUCUUGGCUCUGUUCUCGCGGCUGCCCUCGUCUUUGCACUUCCGGGACAGGCUGCACCUAAGCAAAUGAUGAAACGCUCAACUCCCGACCUCAGCCUGACAGCUCAGCUGCAAAUUGCAGACACUGCCAUCGAUCGUUACAAGCUUCUCCCAAAGGAUGAAGAUUUUGUAUUUGAUUUCACCAACAGCAAAGCCCCAUUCGCCAAUCGUCAGACUUUUCCUGCUUUAGUUGGCUCUGGAAUGUCAAUCAGUUCCAAAGAGCUGCCAGCCUGCAGCAUGGCCUAUCUCCACCUUCACCCUCGUGCUACAGAGGUUUUCGUGCUUAAUUCUGGGCGCGUGCUUACCCAAAUGGUGCCUGAAGUAGGUGUACUUGACUCUGAAGGUAGACCACGAGUCAUUCACACUGAGCUGCAUGCCGGCAUGGCGACUAUCUUUCCGGCUGGUUCGUUCCACACGCAGGUGAACCCAGAUUGCGAGUCAGCCAAUUUUACGGCAGCUCUUUCGGCAGAGGACUUUGGCAUCGGCUUGGUCGCAAAUCAGGUUUUCUCUCUCAGUGAUGAUGUUAUUUCUGCCUCGUUCGGGGAAAGCAUUGCUGGAGAGGAUAUCGAUAAAGUAAGACAUGCUAUUCCGGGAGAUGUUGUGAUCAAGGUUGAGGAGUGCUUGAGCAAGUGUGGCAAGCACAAGCGUCAUGCUUGA